Molecule: messenger RNA, 1194 nt
Organism: Arabis nemorensis
Lineage: Eukaryota; Viridiplantae; Streptophyta; Magnoliopsida; Brassicales; Brassicaceae
Source: the annotation of a GenBank genome assembly
AUGGGGGACUCAGAGAAUGUGCAGCAAGCUUCAAGAAAGAGAGGUGCUUUGAAGCAGCUGUCUCGUGACAAUCCAGGUCUUGAUGAUUCAGUUGGACUUGAGAGUGGAACUUUCAAGAAGGCUAGUGAUGAGGUAUUGGCAAGUAGCAGAAUUGUCAGAGUUAAGCGCAAAGAGCCACCAGCAGCAGCCAAUCCAUUUGCUGGAAUCCGGUUGGUCCCUGCUUCAACCGAUGUGGGAACAAAUCCAUUUCUGCCUGAAUCAAAGUUGACUCCAGCUGUAGCAGUAGUUGAGGAUCAAAAGGCAGUUGAUUCCGAAGAGGAUGAUGAAGUUGACAGUAAGAAGGUUGGUGAUGAUAAUCAAUGUGGAAUGAAAACUGAUGACCAAGGUACUGGUGCCGAUGUAGACCAGUCGGUCUCAGGUGUUACAAACAUUAACAACGCUGUUGAAGGAACAGACGAAACGAAAGAUCCUCUUGAGAAGGUUUCAGGAGGUGAUCAGACUGAGACAAAAGAAAACGAAGGCGACGAAAGCAAAGAAGCAGAUCAGAACGGUGAUAGCAAUGGCGGUUUGAGUUCAUUCCAACAGCAUUCAAGUAGCAAAAACGCAUUCACUGGACUUGCAGGUACAGAGGCUUCUGGUUCUUCAUUCUCAUUCGGUGUAGUUUCUCAGGAUGGUUCAACUGGUUCUGGGCCUCUCUUUGGCUUUGGCCUUCCUAACAGCAUUAUCAAGAAGAGCGAAGGUAGUGCAUUCCCACCAAAGCAAGAUGUUUCCACAAAAACAGGAGAAGAGAACGAGAAAGUUGCCUUCUCGGCUGACUCGAUUAUAUUUGAAUAUCUUGAUGGAGGAUGGAAAGAACGCGGGAAAGGAGAACUCAAGGUAAACGUCUCCAGUAACGGUAAAGCAAGGUUAGUUAUGAGAGCUAAAGGAAACUACAGGUUGAUCUUAAACGCGAGUCUUUACCCGGAAAUGAAACUAGCAAGCAUGGAGAAAAAAGGAAUCACAUUCACUUGCGUGAAUAGUAUAGGCGAAGGCGAAGGCAAAGAAGGUCUCUCUACGUUUGCGCUGAAGUUUAAAGACCCGGUAAUCGUCAAAGAGUUUCGUGUAGCCGUUGACAAACAUAAAGACAGUAAACCGAUGGAAACAAAUGCUCUAUUAAAGACACCUGAGAACUCUCCUACAGCUACAGAUACUUAA